Molecule: messenger RNA, 1792 nt
Organism: Acaulospora morrowiae
Lineage: Eukaryota; Fungi; Glomeromycota; Glomeromycetes; Diversisporales; Acaulosporaceae
Source: the annotation of a GenBank genome assembly
AUGGGUAUCCAAUGCCUUCUUCAAUCUCUUAAAUCUAUCCAGACCAAUAUUUCCAUUGCAAAAUAUUCUGGAACGACAGUUGGCGUGGACGCAUAUUGUUGGCUUCACAAGGGUAUUCACACGUGCAUGAGCGAGCUUGUCUGGAAUAGACCUACCACAAAAUACGUAGAUUAUUGCAUGAAGCGUGUACAAAUGUUGAAGAGCUACGGUGUCCGCCCAUUCAUUGUUUUUGAUGGUGGAUUAUUACCGGCAAAACUUAACACAGAAACAAAACGUAAACUAAAACGCGAAGAGUAUCGCCGUCUAGGUCAAGAACUUUUUAAAAAGGGACGCGUUCGAGAAGCCAGGAAUUUUUUAGAGAAAAGCGUUGAUGUUACUCCGGAGAUGGCAUACAAAUUUAUUCAAGCUCUGCGAGCUGAAAAAGUGGAAUACAUGGUGGCACCUUAUGAGGCAGAUGCGCAAUUAGCAUACCUUGAAAAGAAAGAUCGAAUCAAAGCCAUAAUCACAGAAGAUUCUGAUUUGCUCGUAUUUGGAUGCAAGACGGUGAUUUACAAGUUGGAUUCAGACGGGAGUUGCGUCGAAAUUUGUCGGGAUAAUUUCGGAAAAGUACAAGAGAUAAACAUGGUUGGUUGGACCGAUGUGCAAUUUCGUCACAUGACGAUGCUAUCUGGUUGCGAUUAUUUACCGUCAAUCGUGGGAAUUGGACUUAAAUCUGCUUACAAAUAUAUAAGGAGAUAUCGAACCGCCGACAAGGUGUUGGUUCUUUUACGAGCUGAUGGAAGAUUGGAAAUACCACCGGAUUAUCUAGCUAAUUUUAAACGUGCGGAAAUGGCAUUUUUGUACCAACGCGUUUUUGACAUCGAUACUCAACGCCUGGUAACACUAAAUCCAAUUCCCGAAGGUAUUGACAUCACACAAGAUAACGAAUACAUUGGAUCGGAUCUUGAGCCCAUCAUAGCAGCUGGUAUCGCGACCGGUGAUCUUAAUCCGUUCACCAAACAGCCAAUGUUAGAUGUGACAUCCGAGGGAGCCGGUUUCGGCCCAGAAUAUAGUAGUGAGGCUAACUGGUAUUCAGUAAUUCCUACUUCCUAUGGAGAAGAAUAUCAAGUCGCUUUUCAGUCACUUGCGGAAGGUGAAAGCUUGCCCGAGGUUUUGAAUAAAAUUAAUGAUGAUUCAAUAGUGCAAACGCCCUAUAAACGUUUUGAGGAGGCCACUCUCGAAUCCGAAAGAAAAUCAAAUAUUCAACACACUGAUAACAUGAAACAAGUAGAAGACAAAGUCCAAGGAGUAGAUUCGCCAAUGAACAAUAACAAAAAAUGCUUGAAUCGGCGGUCAACAUCACAUUCUGAAGAUGUAUUCGAAGAAAACUUGAAACGAGUCGUCAAUGGUUGGACCAAAAAAUAUUCCCGCGUACAUAUGCACGAAGAAAAAAUGUCUACGGAUAAAAAUGAGAAUCGACACCAAAUGAACUUAACCGCCUCAUUACAGAAGAAUACACACGUAAUGGGUAAAAGGAAAGACGCGGAACCUAUUAAUAAGCCAUUUGCUAAAAAAAAACGCUCUAUGAGCAUUAAUAAAACCGGGAGAGGUGGUGGUAUAACACGCGGUGGUGGAACCAGGGGUCGGGGUGGUAGAGGGGCUGGUGGUCGAAAACCAAGUAUACAUCGUCAACACUCCUUGCAAGAGAUAUCGGAAGGAUCGAAUUUAUAUUCAGCUGCGACUACACCAGCACCUAGCACCGCACCUUCAACACCUCGUGAACCCUUUAUUCCUUCCGUUCCGCAAACACCAG